UUUUCUUUGGAUACUUUUGCCUAACGUUUUGAUUGAUUUGUCUUUCUUGAUAGCGAUUUGUGAUGAUAUCACAAAUGCUUAUUUAGGGAUUCUGUGUAAUUUUACUGCAUUAAUUCUUUGUUCAUCUUUUUUGUGAUUGUCUGGUGAUUUUUGUGUCAAUAACAGUGGUACUUUAUCGACAAUGUCAUCAUCAUCACGGUCCAUGUUUUGUACCUAAAAAUAUGUCAGAAUCGCAGGGGCCCGAACACAAAACUAUUGACUUCGACCCUAUAUUGCCCGAUCAGGGGAUUCUCUUUUACGAAGAAUGUCCACCGGAGUAUGAAAUUGAGCGGCCUAGAUUACUGCCUUUGAAAUCUACGACUCAGAUUAGAUUUGAACAGCUGCAACACGAAGCAGCUAGGGUUUGGAGGGAGAAGCAGAGAACUGCGAAGAAAAACUAAUUCUUAUUUGUAAUUGGAACAGUGUAGUGUUGUGACAAAAUGGCUUACACGUUGUUUGUGAUAGAACUAAUAUCUGCGUUUGUAUUAGCAGCGACUUUACUGUACCGAUAUGGAGACUGCUAUAGGAACCAUAUAAUAGUGACAGUGUCAGUGCUGACAGCAUGGUACUUCUCGUUCGUGAUUAUGUUCAUCUUGCCCCUAGAUAUAUCAUCGACGGUAUAUCGACAAUGUAUGGAGAAUGUGACGAAAGUGACGGAAACAACACAAUCGUUACUACAGAAUACUACAACAACUGUUGCCCCGCCAGCUACUGAGUGUAUCAAGCCUUACAGUUUGAUGAGCUCUGAUGUGUUCCCUAAUCUUUGGAGAAUUGUGUACUGGACCUCACAAUGUCUUACUUGGCUAAUAAUGCCUAUGAUGCAGUCAUACAGCAAAGCUGGCGAUUUCACCGUAAAAGGCAAACUAAAAUCAGCUCUAGUCGACAAUGCCAUUUACUAUGGUUCAUAUCUCUUCAUAUGCGGCAUUCUACUUAUAUACAUCGCCUUAAAACCUGAUGUACACUUGGAUCCUCCAAAAAUAAAGACCAUAGCGUCCUCAGCCAGUAAUACUUGGGGUCUGUUCCUCUUGAUCCUGCUCCUUGGAUAUGCCCUCGUAGAAGUGCCUAGAAACCUCUGGAAUAAUUCCAAGAAGAAUUACACUUUGACCUACUGCUACUUCAAGAUUGCUAAGCUAAGUACUGACAAGUGCGAAGCUGAAGAAACUGUUGAUGAUAUUUUGGAUAGUUUAAAAGCCGUGACAGCAGCAGUAGGGUCGGGCCAUCCUCUAUACCGUCAUGUGGACACCAUCGUUCAGAAGUUGCCGAUACAACUACGAGACAGGCUCAAUGGUCGCGCACCGCCCGAUAGACCGACACCACCAUCCUUGAAGUCACUUGUCAAUUUACACAAGAAGACUAUCAAAGCUCUACACGUGCUGCAACGUACGGAGACUCAAUGGGGUCUGAUGUUGGAACGUAUCUUCCACCUCGAGGACGUAGCCGCCAACCAGCGCUCUCCAGACCACCGGUUCCAACACACAUUCCACACGCCACGGCCAAGAUUACAACGGAUAUUCUACCCGCCAAUCGUUGAAUGGUACUGGGAAUGUUUCCUGCGGCAGUACUUCCUGAAGACGAUGGCUGUGAUCACCGGCAUCAUGUCCGUGGCCGUCGUCUGGUCAGAAAUGACCUUCUUCUGCAAGAAGCCCGUGCUCUCCAUCUUCGCUAACAUCGUCAUCGCAGCUACCGACUCUUAUAAUUAUAUGGCUAUUGAGGCAAUAUCAACAAUAAUAAUAGCGUACAUGUUCUACUGCGCUUACUCCACCGUGUUGAAGAUCCGUCUGCUGAACCUUUACUACCUGGCUCCUCAUCAUCAGACCAAUGAGUACAGUCUCAUAUUCUCCGGGAUGAUGGUCUGUCGCCUCACCCCUGCCAUGUGUCUCAACUUCCUCAGUUUGAUACAUAUGGACUCACACGUCAUCAAGAAGAGUAUUAUGGAGACCUAUUAUACGCAGAUAAUGGGCCACAUGGACGUGCUGGGCAUCAUAGCGGAAGGCUUCAACAUCUACUUCCCAAUGCUAGUGGUGUUACUAUGCGUGGCCACGUACUUCUCGCUCGGCAGCCGACUGCUCUCGCUCUGCGGGUUCCAGCAGUUCGUGGGAGACGAUGAACUCACCACCGACCUUGUGGACGAAGGACGGGAGAUUGUGAAACGAGAGAAACGCAAGCGCCAGCGCGCUGAAGAAUCGCUAACGCGACGCCGUGAUUACAGCGAGCGGUUUUCUAACUACAGGUCGGCACGCGACGCACAGGAUGGAGCCCACACUGGGCUUCUCAACGACGUGGACUCAGAUUACUACGUGCAACCGAGUCCUGAACGUAAUCAACCGCAGCUGACGGGCUACCAACGAGCUGAGCUACCCUACAACAGGUCCAAUCUCACCCUUGAAGAUGAACUGGACCAUCGCUUCGGGGAAAGUACCCUGCCGUCCAUACGAAGCGAGUACGACGACCGACGCCGGGACAAAAUGACCAUACCACCUCGUGGAUUGUUUGACGAUGUAUAAAGUGCAAUAUAAUAUCAAUAGGUAAUUUUGUCGGAGUUUUUGUUGAGGUAUUGUCAUUCUUAUAGAUAAGCAAUAGAAGAUCGUAACGUCUCGAAAUAAGGUAAGAGUUUUUAUUUGUUUGUAAAGUGAUGUACAGUUUGGAGACCUUAAAUAACAAUAUACUUAAGCUUCACUUAAUUUUUUACAAGAUUGUAAUACUUUGAUGGUAAAGAAUAUUUUAGUAAAAUGUCCUAUGUUAUAUUUUCUUUUCUCCUACUUUUAGUUACAUAGUUGAAAUAUAUGGUAGCUUAUUUUUUCUCAUAAAUGGCAACACCUUCACAAAAAUAGGUCAAUUAAGUUAUUGUAAUUAGAUUAAGUGGUUGUCAGAUAAUGAUUACCGUAUAAUAAAUGUAUUUGAAUGUAUGGCAAGCGUGAAAUGUGAACGUUAGUUACAAUUGUUUUAGUUUAGGUACAAAUAUAAUAUACGGCUUACAUUUUUAUAUAAUUAACAUGUAAUUCGGUGAAACCUAUAAUGCAAUAUUCGAAUUUUAAUCCCGUAAAUAGCUUGCAAUAAUAAUUGAUACAAUUUCAUAGAAAAAUGUUAUUACUAAAUAAUAAAUUAGUCAAUGUUUACUGUAAAAAAGGUUUUUAAAUGUCUCAACAAUUCAAACUUAUAAUUUCCUAGUCUUUAUUGCAAUUAAUAACUCUAUAUAAAAGGGUACAUUAGUGUGUUUUACGAUAAUAUAUCGAGUCACGUAAAGUUAUGAUUUAGUUGUACAAGUUACGGAAUCUUAGCUUUGAAUACAAAUAGCACGAAAUUGUCGCCACUGUAGUAGAUAGAAAUGUAUUUAAGUUUUUCGUAUAGCCGUAAGAUUUGCGAACAUCCUUAAUUCCUAAGCUCAUUAAUAGCAGCUCGUAUAAUUACAAGAUGAACAACCAUUUCCUAUCGUCUCCCAAAUAUUAGUAUCAUAAAAACAAUUUCUACCGUAGAAUUCACCCAAAAACUACUAAAUUGGUAGGUUUAGUAAAGUUAACAAAAUAGUGUUUUAGACCUUAGGACCGGGCUUUAAGGGUAGUUUAGUUCUAACGUGGCAUAAUAUGUAAGAUCACCAGUUUACAUGUUGGCACCUAUUUAUUUAUAAUGGCCUAAUGCACAUUUCAAUAUUUAUUCGAAAUGUGUACAUACACUUAUGUUAUUGUUAAUUAAUUACACUAAUACUAUUCAAUAUCAUCUGGAAAGUCAGAUCUUAAACUUGGUAAUGUAAUGAUUGAAUGUCUCGACAAGGGAUUUUUGAUAAUGAACCUUAUGAUAACAUUUUAUUGUUCAUGUUUCAAUAUUUGACUGGAAGAGCCUUAUUACGUCAUUAUAUAUAUUAUAGCUGUGGUGUUCCGAAUAAAAUAAGGUAUAGGUACCGUUCGAGGAAUGUAAGCAAGAUUGUAUUACAAAUUGACAUGAAAUGAAGUUUCAGGGACUUUUCUCAAGUCCCGAUUACAUCUACUUAAACAAGUUUUGUACAAACGUAUCUACUUAACCAAUGUCAAAAGCUAUGCUGUAAUAAAUCUUCAAUUAAUAAUAAUAUCAUGUAUUUAUUAAUACUGCUUUCGCAAACAAACUUAAGUGUAUCUUACAUAGAGAAUUGUCGAAAUAUUGUCAUCUCUUUAACCAUAUAAAAUUAUGUAGUUUUAUCGUCAAAAGUAUUGUUUUUAUUUUAUUGAGAUUAUAUCUAAAAACGCUGUAAACUUUGCUUACAUUGAAAACGAAUAUUAUUUAAUAAAUUAUAUCUUACUUUGUGUGUACAUAAAUAGUUACUUAUCUAUUAUUCUAAGGCAAUGUUUUUAUGCUAACUAAUUAUUUUUGUUAUUGUAUACUUUAUUUCAUUCCAUAGAUUUAUUUAAUGCAACAGCAUUAAACACUGAUGUGAUAUUGUUA
Molecule: messenger RNA, 4452 nt
Organism: Spodoptera frugiperda (fall armyworm)
Lineage: Eukaryota; Metazoa; Arthropoda; Insecta; Lepidoptera; Noctuidae
Product: LMBR1 domain-containing protein 2 homolog
Exons: 10
Coding region: 480-2543 (687 amino acids)
Cellular component (GO): membrane
Source: RefSeq, a predicted model, not a curated record